AUGACUCUGUCUCCUCCCGCUAAACCAGGCUCUGGUGGUAGAGCUUGGGUCACUCUCAUCACCAAUCCUUCCUAUGUCGCUGGUCUCCUCGCGCUUCAUCGAACAAUCUCUUCACUAUCCGACUACCCACUUUUGGCCAUGACAACCCCUUCACUCCCCGAAUCAUACCAAACCUUUUUGAAGUCCUACGGCUUCAAACUCAUCCCCGUCUCUCAUCUCUCUCCCUCCACAUCACAACACGCGGGGUUUGACCCGGAUAUGGUGAGAUUAAACGAUGCAUGGACAAAGUUGCAGGUGUUUGGGCUGGUGGAAUAUGACAAGGUGAUCUUGAUCGAUGCGGACAUGAUCUUUUUGAAGGAUAUGGACGAGCUGUUCGAUCUGGAGUUGCCGGGGAGAGAUUGGAUCGGAGCAGCACCGGCUUGUGUCUGUAACCCUCUCAAUCUCGAGCACUACCCGAAAGACUGGAUUCCCGAAAACUGCAGUCUCUCGCAUCAACAAUCUCCGACCCCUCUCCUCUCUCCCGAAAUACCGUCCCUCGACGCACCCCGUACCGCCCACCUCCUCAACUCUGGCCUCGUCAUCCUCUACCCUUCCACCACCCUCCUCGAUUCUCUCGUCUCCUUCCUCGAGACAUCACCCACCGUCGCCCAAGCUCUCUUUGCGGACCAAGACGUCAUUGCCGAGGCGUUCAAGGGCCGAUGGAGGCCGUUGCCUUGGUGGUGCAAUGCGCUCAAGACGUUACGGGGAGCGCACAAGGCAUUGUGGAAAGACGAGCAAGUCGCGAAUAUACAUUACAUUAUUGACAAGCCAUGGGCGGCACGCCCCGCAUCCCUCCCUCCCCAUCGCCCCUCUUCCACCAUGCCUUCGCCCUAUCUGCCCCCUUCCCCCUCCUCGGUCGAGUCUACGCAUGAAUCUCUGCCCUCCCACGCUUACCUCAAAUCGGCACUCACCAAGCGCCGCACACUACCGCCCGCCUUGCUCGAGAUAGUGCGCAAUACACCCGAGCAAGAGAGCUUGACGGAUUAUGUAGAGGUACACAAGUGGUGGUGGGUGGUCUAUGAAGAUGUACUGGAGGAGAUGAAGACCAAGGGGGUCGAGUGGAAGAUGGUUGAUCGAUGGGUCAAGCGGUAG
Molecule: messenger RNA, 1131 nt
Organism: Cryptococcus wingfieldii CBS 7118
Lineage: Eukaryota; Fungi; Basidiomycota; Tremellomycetes; Tremellales; Cryptococcaceae
Product: galactinol synthase
Exons: 4
Coding region: 1-1131 (376 amino acids)
Molecular function (GO): glycosyltransferase activity
Source: RefSeq, a predicted model, not a curated record